AUGUCCACGGCCCACCAUCUCUCCCAGCAUCCCGACAAAUACGACAUCACCCUCAUCGACGCCGUCGACUACUGUGGCGGUCAAGCCUUCUCCUGUCCUCUCGACAAGGAUCGACAUGGAGCCAGCUGGUUUAACCAAGGAGUUCAAGGCGGGAGCUAUAUCUUCCACCACACCUUGACCAUGUUCGCACGACAGGGAUACCACGCCGACCCCGUCAAUCUCCAGGUCUCCUUUGGCAAGGACAAGACCUUUUGGACCAACGUCUUCCCAACGGACCUGUUGGCUCGGCAUCAGAGAGAGAUCAAACGCCUCAAUUUCGCCCUGAAAUUCAUGCGGUGGUUCGAGAUCUUCUUCGCAUUAAUUCCCUUGAAGAUCUUCUUCAAGCUGUGGUUUUUCUCCGAGGAGUUCACCAACACUGUUGCCUUACCCAUGGUGGCUUUGUUUCUGGGAACAGGCAAUGAAACCCCCAAUGUCCCUGCCAUCAUGCUGGAGCGUUUGUGCACGAGCCCUACCUACGGCAUGUGGUAUCCCUUUGACCCGACCAGCAUCGCGACCAAUCACCCUCCCAUGGUCGUCUUUCCCAACUUCAGCGAGUUCUAUGAGACCUGGCGCAAAGAUCUCGUCUCACGCGGUGUCACAGUCCGCCUUUCGACCGAACUUGCGGCUGUCCUCCACCGCUCAAAGUCCAGUGGCGUCGUCGUCUCUCUGAAACAGCGGACGCCAGCGCCUGACCACCACAACCCCAUUGGCGGCGACCAGGAUGCUCCGACGUUUGAAGAGCACUACGACGAACUCGUCCUCUGCUGCCUUGCCGACACCGCCAAACGGCUGCUCUCGCCCACCUCCUCCUGGCGCGAGCGGAAAGUUCUCGGCUCCGCCAAGUUUUCCGACGACAUCACCAUCACGCACACCGAUUCCGCCUAUAUGAAAAAGCACUAUCAAAACUUCUACUCGGAGUCUCUUGCCGUCCGAACCCUCGGGGGCAAAGACCAAUCAUCCCGCUGCGACUUUGGCGCGACAAAUUUCCGCCCGAUGUACUACAUCAAGAUGUACGACCAGGAUCGGUCCAAGCUGGAAAUGUGUUUCGACACCACCAACUACCAGGCACAGUUCCCGGACCAGGUGCCCUUCGAGGACCACGUGUUCCAGACCAUCUUCCUCAACAAGGACCGGGACGGGCACCUGUGGAGCGACGACGAGAUCGACGCGAGCAAGAUCAUCCGGAAGGACUGGUGGCACCAGUUGUGCCACUCGUACACGCACUACCUGCUCGUGGUCCCCUGGAUGAUGUUCCUGCAGGGCCAACGCCGGGUGCGCUACGCCGCGAGCUGGACGCUAGUCAAUGCGCACGAGGUCGCCAUCAUGGCCGGCAUCGCCGCCGCCGUCGACCUGGGCGCCGAGUACCCCGAGGACCUGGAGCACGACAAGUUCGCCUUCCUCAGCUUCCGCCUGUUCUACCUUCUGGCGUACGGCAAGUGGUAUCGCCGACGGUACACGGCCGCAGCGAGGAGCAAGCGUGGCGAAGCGGAGAGUGACAAGGCCCAACAAGGCAAGAGCUGGGCCAGUGGCGUGUACGGCAGCGUGUACAAGGGGCCCGGCGUGGCCAAGGAGGAGCGGACGACGUGGCGCGAGGAAAUGAAGGUCGGGAGGAGCACGGGGAAUCUGGCCCAGGGCAAUGCCGCGGGGAGGAGUCAGCCGUGA
Molecule: messenger RNA, 1701 nt
Organism: Fonsecaea erecta
Lineage: Eukaryota; Fungi; Ascomycota; Eurotiomycetes; Chaetothyriales; Herpotrichiellaceae
Exons: 1
Coding region: 1-1701 (566 amino acids)
Molecular function (GO): oxidoreductase activity
Source: RefSeq, a predicted model, not a curated record